Ochotona princeps (American pika) is the source of this 1710-nucleotide messenger RNA. RefSeq names its product death associated protein kinase 3 (gene DAPK3). Gene Ontology annotation, cellular component: nucleus; cytoplasm. The record is from RefSeq and is a predicted model, not a curated record. The transcript is spliced from 8 exons. Gene Ontology annotation, biological process: positive regulation of apoptotic process; intracellular signal transduction; protein phosphorylation. Bases 114 to 1514 code for a protein of 466 amino acids. Gene Ontology annotation, molecular function: ATP binding; protein serine/threonine kinase activity. NCBI's taxonomy places the organism in Eukaryota, Metazoa, Chordata, Mammalia, Lagomorpha, Ochotonidae.
GAGGCGGCGUCCAGCGGGGCGUCCAGAGGGGCCGGGAGGCGUGCGGGGCCUGGGCGCGGCUUCCCCGGUGUCCGUCUCCCUCCCGAGGGUCGCAGCGCUGCAGGCUCCCCGCCAUGACGGCGCUUCCCGCGGACGACAUGGACACGGCCGUGUCUACCUUCAGGCAGGAGGACGUGGAGGAGCACUACGAGAUGGGGGAGGAGCUGGGCAGCGGCCAGUUCGCCAUCGUGCGCAAGUGCCGGCAGAAGGGCACCGGGAAGGAGUACGCAGCCAAGUUCAUCAAGAAGCGGCGCCUGUCGUCCAGCCGGCGCGGCGUGAGCCGGGAGGAGAUAGAGCGGGAGGUCAGCAUCCUGCGGGGCAUCCGGCACCCCAACAUCAUCACGCUGCACGACGUCUUCGAGAACAGGACGGACGUGGUGCUCAUCCUGGAGCUGGUCUCGGGCGGCGAGCUCUUCGACUUCCUGGCCGAGAAGGAGUCGCUGACGGAGGACGAAGCCACACAGUUCCUCAAGCAGAUCCUAGACGGCGUCCACUACCUGCACUCCAAGCGCAUCGCCCAUUUUGACCUCAAGCCCGAGAACAUCAUGCUGCUAGACAAGAAUGUGCCCAACCCCCGAAUCAAGCUCAUUGACUUCGGCAUCGCCCACAGAAUCGAGGCGGGGAACGAGUUCAAGAACAUCUUCGGCACCCCGGAGUUUGUGGCUCCUGAAAUUGUCAACUAUGAGCCGCUGGGCCUGGAGGCGGACAUGUGGAGUAUCGGCGUCAUCACGUACAUCCUCCUCAGCGGUGCGUCCCCGUUCCUGGGUGAGACCAAGCAGGAGACGCUCACCAACAUCUCAGCUGUCAACUAUGACUUUGACGAGGAGUACUUCAGCAACACCAGCGAGCUGGCUAAGGACUUCAUCCGCAGGCUGCUGGUUAAGGACCCCAAGAGGAGGAUGACUAUUGCCCAGAGCCUGGAGCACUCCUGGAUCAAGGCCAUCCGGCGGCGGAACGUGCGUAGCGAGGAGAGCGGCCGCAAGCCGGAGCGGAGGCGCCUGAAGACAGCGCGUCUCAAGGAGUACACCAUCAAGUCGCACUCAAGCAUGCCUCCCAACAACAGCUACGCGAGCUUCGAGCGCUUCUCCAAGGUGCUGGAGGAGGUGGCGGCCGCCGAGGAGGGCCUGCGCGAGCUGGAACGCGGCCGGCGCCUGUGCCACGAGGACGUGCAGGCGCUGACGGCCAUCUACGUGGAGAAGGAGGCCUGGUACAAGGAGGAACAUGAGAGCAUUGGCCAGACCCUGCGACGCCUGCGGCAGGAGCUGCACAAGACGGAGGCCCUGCAGCGCCAGGCCCAGGAGGAGGCCAAGGGCGCACUGCUGGGGGUCAGCGGCCUCAAGCGCCGCUUCAGCCGCCUGGAGAACCGCUAUGAGGCGCUGGCCAAGCAAGUGGCCUCUGAGAUGCGCUUCGUGCAGGACCUGGUGCGCGCCCUGGAGCAGGAGAAGCCACAGGUCAGUGAGUGCAGCCUGCGCUAGCUGGCAGUUCACGCCUGCUCGCGGGAGUGGAAGCCCGCUUCUCCCAGCCCGGCCUCUGCUCCACCCAUGGCCCCGCCUUGGCACUCAGCCAGCUGGAGCUGGCCAUGAAAGGGACUGGAGACUCAAUACCGCCAACACGCACCAUCCGAGCAGCGGGUGGCUGUGCCAGGAGGCCUGGGUGCCUGGUCCAUGCCCC